Corticium candelabrum is the source of this 708-nucleotide messenger RNA. Its product is annotated as jerky protein homolog-like. The transcript has a single exon. Gene Ontology annotation, cellular component: nucleus. The record is from RefSeq and is a predicted model, not a curated record. The coding region runs from base 1 to 708 and encodes 235 amino acids. Gene Ontology annotation, molecular function: DNA binding. Lineage: Eukaryota; Metazoa; Porifera; Homoscleromorpha; Homosclerophorida; Plakinidae.
AUGCUACGUCUGGUUUACAGUAGCAGGGGAGCCCCAGUGUUGGGUCCUUUGUUGCAAGAGAAAGCUCAGCAGCUUUUUCCAUCUCUGUAUCCAAACGACGACCCUAGUUCCUUCAAAGCAAGCUCUGGUUGGCUGGACAAGUUUUGUAGUCGACAUGGAAUCAGACAGAUAGCUCUGCAAGGUGAGUCACUUUCAGCAGACUCCGCAGCUAUUGCUCCGUUUGUAAGGGAACUGGAAAGUAGAUUGAAAACAGGAGGCUACUCUAGCGAUCAGGUUUUCAAUGCCGAUGAAACUGGAUUAUGGUGGAGACUGAUGCUUUCCAAGUCACUUGUGUGCAGAGGAGAACGGCGGGCAAAGAACUUCAAGAAGGCUAAGGAAAGGGUCACAUUAUUGGGUUGUGCCAGUGCAUCUGGAACUUGCCGAUUACCACUUGCAUUUAUUAACAAGAGUGCAAAGCCUCGUUGCUUCAAGAACAUGGAUAUGAACAACUUGCCAGUCCACUACUUUUCACAACAGAAGUCCUGGAUGGACGCUAGACUUUUUACAGAUUGGUUCCAUCACAAGUUUGUACCUCAUGUGAAACGAUUCUGUGAGGAAAAUGUGAUUGAGUACAAAAUCCUGCUUCUUCUCGACAAUGCUCCAGCCCAUCCAUCAAUAGAGAUGUUGUGUCACGACAAUGUUCCUUCCUCCAAACACAACAUCUCGUAA